Molecule: messenger RNA, 1389 nt
Organism: Trichosporon asahii var. asahii CBS 2479
Lineage: Eukaryota; Fungi; Basidiomycota; Tremellomycetes; Trichosporonales; Trichosporonaceae
Exons: 3
Coding region: 1-1389 (462 amino acids)
Biological process (GO): transmembrane transport
Molecular function (GO): transmembrane transporter activity
Source: RefSeq, a predicted model, not a curated record
AUGGCCGCCUCUGCCCCCGCGAUCCAGCAGUCCGUGUUCAAGGAGGGGCUUAUGCCCCGUCGUUUCAUCGGGCCGUGGUUGCUCGUCUCUUUCCUCUUCUUCUUGUGGGGUUUACUGUACGGCCUGCUGGACACGCUUAAUGCGCACCUCCGCUCCGUUCUCGGCGUGACGCGCACUCAGUCGACGGGCCUGCAGGCCGCCUACUUUGGCGUGGGCUACUUCCUCUUCUCGCCCGUGGCCGGCUGGGUCCUGAAGCGUCGCGGGUACAAGGUUACGAUCAUCAUGGGCCUCGUGCUGUAUUCGACUGGCGCGAUCUUGUUCUGGCCCGUGGCCCGCGAGUCCAUGAAGCCCGACGCGAACAAGCAGGGCAUCUUUGGCGGCUUCGUCGUCCUCACUGCCCUCACGGCUUGCGGACUCGCCAGUCUCGAGGUCUCGGCCAACAGCUACAUCACCGUCAUGCCGCCGCAGGGCGUGAGCGCGCUCCGCCUCCAGCUGUCGCAGGGCUUCAACGGCAUCGGCUCUUUUGCCGGCCCGCUCAUCGCGUCAAAGUAUUUCUUCAGCGAUGGGCACGACGACGACCUCAACAACGUCCAGUGGGUGUACCUCGCUGUCUCCGCUGUCGGCUUCAUCCUCGCGUUCGUGUUCCUCAUCUACCCCCUGCCAGAGGUGCAUGAGGACGAGCUGGUCUUCGAUACGAACGAGCCGCGCAAGCCGCUCUGGAAGGAGACGCGCGCGCUCUCCGCCGCAGUCGCACAGUUCAUGUACGUCGGCGCGCAGGUCAUGCUGGCGAGCUUCUUCAUCUUCCUGGCCGAAGACGCGGGGAUCAACCACGCCCGCGGCUCCGAGCUCCUCUCCUACUCGCUCAUCAUGUUCACUAUCGGUCGCUUCCUCUCCGUCGCCCUGAUGGUGAUCUGGCCCGGCGCCGUCGUGCUCUUCGGAUACACCCUGCUCUCGCUCCUGUUCACCAUCCUCACCGCCUCGCUCUCGGGCAUGACCGGCGUCGCCAUGCUCAUGAUCGUCAUGUUCUUCGAGAGCUGCAUCUACCCCUGCAUCUUUGCCAUGGGCACGGCUGGACUCGGGCAGAACACCCGCCGUGGAGGCAGUCUCAUCGUCAUGGGCGUCGUCGGCGGUGCCGUCUUCCCUCCCGCGCAGAUGGCUAUCGCGGACCGCUGGAACACCCGCGUCUCGUACUUCCUUGUUGUUCCUUGCUUCGUCUACAUCGCCGGUUGGGCGGUUUACAUCUGGCACAUUGACGGUCGCAAGAUGAUCAACCUCGGCAAGGCCGACGACUCUAGCAGCGUCUCCUCGGCGUCAACCGCCGUCGAGACCGGUCUCGAUGGACUUGAGACCCCCGUCAACGAGAAGGAGACCAUUAAAAUCGAAGUGUAG